Messenger RNA from Mycena citricolor, 945 nucleotides. Lineage: Eukaryota; Fungi; Basidiomycota; Agaricomycetes; Agaricales; Mycenaceae. The record is from the annotation of a GenBank genome assembly.
AUGUCAGGACAUCACCGCAUCACUCUCGCCGCCAAUCCUCCCUACUUCGAUGGCGACAAGUCCAAGUACCUGGGCUUUGUGGACGCGUGCACCACUUACAUCGGUGCCUAUCGGUCGGAGUUCUCGCUGGACGAGACAAAAAUCCUCUUCGUCCUGUCCUACCUCCGAAAUGAGAGCGGCACAAGCUGCGCCGCCUCAAGAUGGGCGAUGAACUGGAAGCAGCACAAUUUCGAGGGCUUCCAAGGACUAAAGGCGGGGGUCACCGCAACAAGCUUCUUGGAGGAGCUUCAGAGGGCCUUUGGGGAUUCUAACGCAGAGCAAGUCGCUGCCGCCCGACUCAUGGCCCUUCGCCAGGGCAGACGGUCCUUUGCGGACUACAUCUCCGACUUCGAAAUGCUGGCUGCAGACGCGGGGUACAACGUGGUCACCUCCACCGACAGCAAGGGCGAGUACAAGAAGGGGGAACAAGACAACAUCCUCAUCGAGUUCCUGGAGCGCGGACUCAGCAGCGAAAUUGCAAGCCGCCUCUACAACACCAGCGUUCCCCUGCCCAAGGCAUAUGGUGCCUUCAAGAACUGGUGUGUCAACAUCGAGGCCAAUGCCUUGCGCGAUCAGCUGCGUAAGGCCUCCUAUACGCACUCGACCCCACGGCCUCCUCCCCAAUUCCGCCCUCAGGCAGCACCAGCGGCGCCCAUGCCUGCUCCAACCCGACCGGCUGCCAACGAACUGGUCCCGAUGGAAAUUGAUCGCACCCAUGCCCGCAGCCGCAAUAUCAUCUGCUACAACUGUCAGCAGCCUGGGCACAUCGCGCGGAAUUGUCCGGAGCCCAAGAAGAAGCGCACGUUCUUCAAUCGGGCCACAAUGCUGGAAGAGAUCGAGAACGGGGAUAAGGACAACGAGUUCCUCAAGGAGAUUGCCGAGAAGCUGCGCGAGAAGGGUUUUUGA